AUGUUAAAUAAAGAAAUUACAGUAGCCAAGUUACUACGAGAACAAUUAUUAAAUGUCAUAAAAGAAUUGCAACAGCAAACACCAACAAAACAAACACUUAAAUUUCAAAAAAGGAAGAAAAGAAACACUCCAUUAAUAGGGUUCAUAGGAAAAAUCGCAGGACCAACCAUAGGAAUAUUAACGUACGAUGAUGGGGAAAGAUACGAACAACUUUUCACAGAAUUAAACGAGGCUCAGAAGAACAUAUCACAUUUAGUAGGAGAACAAACUCACAUAGUAAGAGCAGACUUACAAAAUUUAUAUGAUUUAGCACAACGACAACAUAACAGUUCCGAAGAAGAAAGAAAAAGAUUAUAUAAACUCGAAGAAGACAUAUUUGCCGUAGAAUCAAAAUUAACUACUACAGAUUUCAUGUUACAAUUACAAAAAACAUCAAAACAAUGGAACGAACAAAUAGAAACUUAUAAACAUGGAUUAGAAGAAACCUUAAACGUCAUAUUCAAAGCCAUAGAAGGAAAAUUACAUCCAAAAUUAUUAAACAACGAGCAGAUAAAAACAAUAGCAACUGAAGCACAUAAAUUCUUAGAAAACCAGGAAUACCCUAUGCACAUAGACAACCUAAAUGUCGCGACAAUUGCCGAAAUAUCAAAAAUAGGAUUACAAGUAAAAGGAGAAAAUUUGAUGAUAACACUAGAUAUUCCCCUUUUAGAAAAAGAAAAAUAUUUACUUUACAAAAUGCACGAGCUACCAGUACUACAAACUAUAGGAACAAAAGGAAACAGAGCGUACAUUACGCCCCACUCCAAAUACAUAGCCACUAGCAUAGAGGGCAGACAUUAUUUUUAUUUAGAAGAAGAACAGCUAAGGACUUGCCAAAUAGUGGAAGGAAGAUACGUUUGUUACCUAACACAAGGAAUUUACGACAUUAUUUUAGCACCAAGUUGUGAAUCAGAAUUACUAAGAGAACCUAAUAAUAACACCUUAAGAAGUUGUGAUAUCCGGAUCACAAAGAAUCAACAACCACUAUGGGAACCUCUAAUCACAACAGGGAAUUGGUUAUAUUCACUAACGAAAGAAGAAACUGCAUAUUUGAUCUGUCCCAAAACAAAAGUCAACACUUUCCAACUAAAAGGAAUAGGAAUAGUUAAUUUAUCGCCAAAAUGUACCUUAAAAACUGACACAAUAAAAUUACCUACAUUACAGAUAAUUAACAACCCUCAAGAAUAUAUUUAUGCACCUAAAAUAGAAUUAAAACUAGAAGAAAUUUCACCGAUACUAAAAACAGCAAACCCUCAAAAGGAGGUAACAACUUCAAACGAAAUACGACCAAUUUGGAGAAAAAUGGAAACCGACGAGAAAUUACAAGAAAUAGAAAAAGAUUCUAUGCUGCCUAAGAAGAAAGAAAAAAGACAACGAGACAGAAACGCAACAGAUGUACACCAUACCUUCUAG
Molecule: messenger RNA, 1452 nt
Organism: Leptopilina heterotoma
Lineage: Eukaryota; Metazoa; Arthropoda; Insecta; Hymenoptera; Figitidae
Exons: 2
Coding region: 1-1452 (483 amino acids)
Source: RefSeq, a predicted model, not a curated record